AGUCAUACGUGAACAUGAAACUUUAGCUAAUAAGUGUCAACUGGUUGCACUUUCUUAUAUCGCAAAACAAACCCAAAGAAAUGGUUAGAUUAUUACAUGAACAGUUUAUAUAACACGGUAUUUAUGUUUGUGUUCUAUUAAGAAGUUGUUUUGCUACAGGAAAUAAGAAAUUGCGAAAAUGCUGAGUUUCUUCGGACUGCGGAAGGAUUCUAAGAAAUCAUCACCAUCAUCCGAAAGAGAAACUGAUGGAUUUGUUAUUAUAGGAGAGACAUCAGAGGAACAAAGGCAGAGUGGACAGAGCCGAAACGCAGCUUAUCUCUCCACCAACGUCAUUAUACAGCCAUCAAAGCCGCACAGUGCAGCGCUGAUCAAAUCCCCAGAACCCGCCCAGCCCUCCCCAACGCCCCCUGUCUCCAAACCUCCCGCAGAACCGACAUACACGGAUCCCGUCCCAGUCCUGUCAGACCUCCUCGGAGACAUUCCGUUCACCCUCGCUCCUCACAUCCUGGCCAUGCAGGCCGGCCCGCCGGGUCUUCCCGAGUUCAGCCUGCCUCGAGACAUCAACGAGAACCUGGCCAGCUUCUGCUACGACUUCAGUCUGGAGAACUCGGUGCUGUGUGAGCCGUGAUUUUAGCCUUAAUACUGUCAUCGGGUUUAAUUCUGUGAACGAUGCAACAAGGUUCUCGGUUGGUUGAUGAAAUGAUUGUUUUUUUGUUGAUUUAGAGUUUACAUGGAGCACAAAAAAGCCAAGUGCUUGUGUAGAGACGGGAUUCAGACGUAUCUCAAAGAGAUAAAGGGGGAUUUGAAAUGAUUUAGAUGUUUAAUUUAGUCAUUUGUUUUAUGAAAAUGCUGCAAUAAAGUGUUUGUAUUUCUUGAUUUUUCCUCUAUCGUACUGUAUCAGGUCCGUUAUUCAUGUGGAGUUUCAAAAUAUUUUAAUCCGCCUCAACUUGAUAUGUACACCAAAUUGCCCAAAGUAUAUGGACACCCUUUAUAAUGAUCGUAUUGAGGUGUUGAACGCUCUUUUAACUGAAUCAGCAAUCAGUCAGGUGUCCACAUACUUUUUGGCAUUUUUGGAUGAACGGUAUUCAGAUUUUCAGAUUUUGAAAGUCUCGUUCGACCUGAAUGUUUGCAGUGAGUGUUUGUUUUACUUGUAAUCACCAUGUGUUUCAGCAGGGAUGAGUUUUUUGUUUAAUAUGGGUGCUGCUACGUACAAGAUGCACUUUUUACAGAGGUUUAUUGCAACUUUUGGUUUGCGGUGUUUAUUUUUGGCUUAUUCGACUUAUUUGUAUUUUUUCUUUUGUGGUUUGAUUACAAAUGUCUUUGCAUCUUUCUAUUAAAUGUAAAUUGUUUCAUACAGUAUACAUUUAUACAAAAGUCUAGACCCCCAGAGUAAAAAUAAACACAUGCCUCUAUAUUAUUUUUUGUAAUUUUAGCCUUUUACUUAUUGAAAAAGUGUAAAUAUUAAAUGUGCCAUAAAUUGUCCUCUUUCAUUUUAUUUGAAAUAUGUUAAAUUCCAAGCUGCAAAUUUUUAUUCCACUAGAGGAGGAAACAAUUCACCAGGGGUGUCCAAACUUUUUCACAACUCUGUACAACACAUGUUUAUUUCCUCUAUCAGACACUGUAAUGCAGUACGUGAUAUCAAAUAUUAAAGCUGUAAUUUUUAUGUGA
This is a messenger RNA of Trichomycterus rosablanca, 1668 nucleotides long. RefSeq names its product UBAP1-MVB12-associated (UMA) domain containing 1 (gene umad1). NCBI's taxonomy places the organism in Eukaryota, Metazoa, Chordata, Actinopteri, Siluriformes, Trichomycteridae. The transcript has 4 exons. The coding region runs from base 179 to 628 and encodes 149 amino acids. The record is from RefSeq and is a predicted model, not a curated record.